AUGGUCGACCACAAGAUCGAUGAGCGCCGAGAGAGCGCGAUCGAGUCGUCCUACACCUACCCCGUCAAAGGCGGGUUCUUCCAGCACUCCCGCGCCUACAUCAUGGCCGCUAUCGGCUUCAUGGGCAUCUUCCUUUUUGGCUACGAUGCCGGCCUGGGAGCAGGCGUGCUUGCCCUCCCGACGUUUCAGAACGAAUUCGGCCUCGCCGACGCCAACGGUAAACCCGUCCCCAACCUGGAGACAUUGCAAGGUAACAUCGUCUCGAUUCUCCAGGGUGGUGCCUUCUUCGGUGCUCUGUUCGGCGCACCAGUCGAGGACCGCCUGGGCCGCAAGAAGGCUCUCAUGAUCGGUUCCGUCAUCUUCAUGAUCGGUGGUAUCAUCCAGACUGCCGCCUUCUCGUCCCUUGACCAGGUCUACGUUGGCCGCUUCGUUGCCGGUUUCGGUGUUGGUGCCAUGUCCACAGUCUGCCCAACCUACGCCUCCGAGAUUGCGCCCAAGGAGAUCCGCGGCCGCAUCACUGGUCUCUUCCAGAUUGUCGUCGUCAUCGGUGUCGCCUUCUCCUUCUGGAUCAAUUACGGCGUCUCGUUCAUGGACGCCAGCGCCGGUGCCAUGCAGUGGCGCAUCCCCAUCGGCUUCCAGAUCGUCCCCGUCGGCAUCAUGAUGCUCCUCCUCCCCUUCCUUCGCGAGUCGCCCCGCUGGCUCGCCAUCAAGCACCGCGACGAGGAGGCUCUCACCAGCCUUGCGUGGAUCCGCAAGGCUUCCGAGGACGACCCGGCUGUGCGGCUGGAGAUGGCCGAGAUCACCGCCUCGAUCAAGGAGUCUGAGGCUGCCACCUCGGGCGCCAGCUGGCGCGAGGUCUUCCGCAAGGGCAACCGCUUCCGCUUCCUCAUCGCCUUCGUCAUGUUUACCCUCCAGCAGUGGUCUGGCCAGAACUCGAUCUCAUACUACGCUCCCAUCAUCUUCAAGUCGAUCGGUCUCCGCGGUCCCCACACCGGCCUGCUCGCGUCGGGCAUUUACGGCCUCGUCAAGAUCGCUGCCACGUCCAUCUUCAUCUUCUUCGGCGUCGAACGCUUCGGCCGCAAGAAGCCCCUUCUCGUUGGUAUCUUUAUGAUGUCGGGCUUCCUUUGGAUCAUCGGCGCCAUCUUCAACACCAACGAGCCCGACCCGAACGCUACGAGCCCCUCUCAGGCUUCCAUCGCCAUGGCUGCGAUGAUCUACCUCUACGUCAUCCCUUACUGCUUCUCCGUCGGUCCUCUCCCUUGGGUUAUCUGCUCCGAAAUCUUCAACAACCGCACUCGCCACUACGGCCUGAUGAUCACCGCGAUGUCCCAGUGGCUCUGGAACUUCGCGGUGAGCAUGGCUACCCCCCACAUGGUCAAGAAGCUUCCCCACGGUGGAAUCUUCUUCUUCUUCGCGGCCAUCAACAUCAUCUCGUUCCUUCUCGCCCUCUUCUUCCUCCCGGAGACCAAGGGUGUGUCUCUCGAGGCUAUGGACAUCAUUUUCGGCCUCGUUACUGCUGAGGAGCGCGAACACGACCUGGCUGCCGCCGCACGUGGCCUCCACGUUGAGAAGGACGGCUCGGAGGCUCACACGAAUGAGGUCAGGUACGACCGCGACCGCAGCGACAAGGUCUAA
Molecule: messenger RNA, 1635 nt
Organism: Cutaneotrichosporon cavernicola
Lineage: Eukaryota; Fungi; Basidiomycota; Tremellomycetes; Trichosporonales; Trichosporonaceae
Exons: 3
Coding region: 1-1635 (544 amino acids)
Biological process (GO): transmembrane transport; carbohydrate transport
Cellular component (GO): membrane
Molecular function (GO): carbohydrate:proton symporter activity
Source: RefSeq, a predicted model, not a curated record